Molecule: messenger RNA, 2213 nt
Organism: Dama dama (fallow deer)
Lineage: Eukaryota; Metazoa; Chordata; Mammalia; Artiodactyla; Cervidae
Gene: SLC39A13
Product: solute carrier family 39 member 13
Exons: 10
Coding region: 26-1114 (362 amino acids)
Biological process (GO): intracellular zinc ion homeostasis; zinc ion transmembrane transport
Cellular component (GO): membrane
Molecular function (GO): zinc ion transmembrane transporter activity
Source: RefSeq, a predicted model, not a curated record
CCGAUCCCCUUGUCCAGCACGUGGCAUGCCUGGAUGUCCCUGCCCCGGCAUGGCGGGACAGAGGCUCCUCUUCCUCGCUGCCCUCGCCCUGGAGCUCCUGGGAGGGACUGGGGGCUCCCAGCAGGCCCUCCGGAGCCGGGGGGCGGCGGCGGCCUGUCGCCUGGACAAUAAGGAGAGUGAGUCCUGGGGGGCCCUGCUGAGUGGCGAGAGGCUGGAGACGUGGAUCUGCUCCCUCCUGGGCUCGCUCAUGGUGGGGCUCAGCGGGGUCUUCCCGCUGCUUGUCAUUCCCUUGGAGAUGGGGACCACGCUGCGCUCAGAAGCUGGGGCACGGCGCCUGAAACAGCUGCUCAGCUUUGCCCUGGGGGGACUUCUGGGCAACGUGUUUCUCCACCUGCUCCCCGAGGCGUGGGCCUACACGAACAGUGCCAGCUCUGGUGGUGAGGGGCAGAGCUUGCAGCAGCAACAGCAGCUGGGACUGUGGGUCAUUGCUGGCUUCCUGACCUUCCUGGUGUUGGAGAAGUUGUUCUUGGACAGCAAGGGGAAGGAGGAGACCAGCCAGGCCCCCAGCAAAGACCCCGCAGUUGCUGCCGCGCUCAAUGGAGGCCACUAUCUGGCCCAGCCGGCUGCAGAGCCCGGCCUCAGCGCCGUGGUCCGGAACAUCAAAGUCAGUGGCUAUCUCAACCUGCUGGCCAACACCAUAGACAACUUCACCCAUGGGCUGGCGGUGGCCGCCAGCUUCCUUGUGAGCAAGAAGAUCGGGCUCCUGACCACCAUGGCCAUCCUCCUGCAUGAGAUCCCCCAUGAGGUGGGCGACUUUGCCAUCUUGCUCCGGGCCGGCUUUGACCGAUGGAGCGCAGCCAAGCUGCAGCUCUCGACAGCACUGGGGGGCCUGCUGGGCGCCUGUUUUGCCAUCUGCGCGCAGUCCCCCAAGGGAGUAGAGGAGACGGUGGCCUGGAUCCUGCCCUUCACCUCCGGCGGCUUUCUCUACAUUGCCCUGGUGAACGUGCUGCCCGACCUCCUGGAGGAAGACGACCCGUGGCGCUCCCUGCAGCAGGUGCUUCUGCUCUGCGCAGGCAUCAUGGUGAUGGUGCUGUUCUCGGUCUUCGUGGAGUGACUGUCCCAGGCGCCCCUCCCCUGCACAGCAAUAAGAGACUCGGAUUCACUCUGUGACCAUGUGUGUGAGUGAGAGUGUGCCUCCAACCCGAGGGUGGGGGGUGUGCGUGUGGUGUGCACAUGUGACCAGAGGUGUGUGCGAGGCCGACACUGUGAUCCCUGACGCCCGGCCGGCCCACUGCGGUCUCCUCCCCCUGCCACCCUGUGGUCUCGCACCCCCGGAGUCAGCAGUGAGGCACGGGAGCGCCGGUCCCGAGCAGAGACCUCUGCACGCCGCCAGGAGGAGUGAGCCGCCCAAGGAGCCAGGCCUGCUGAGAGCCCCAAGCUGUCCCCCGCCGAGGCCUCAGGGGGCCCUGGCCUGAGGGGGUAAGCCCCUGGGCGCGUGCACCCGGCCCCGAGCAGCCAGGGACCAAGGCUGGGGCACCUUUUCUCGGCCCGCAUCCUGGUCCUUCCUUCACCAGCUCCAAGGCCAAAGAGAGGAGAGGCGAGUGCCUCGCCCCUGGCUCCGCUCGGCGCUGACGGUCCUACUGCACCCAGCGUGGAGCUGGGAGAUGCUUUCUAAGACCUGUUCCCUGUCAGCCCUGGGCCGGCUCCUGUUCCCCCGCCUCCGCCUUCCUGGCAGCACCGGCAGCUCUUGCCACCUCCAGCUGCCAAACGGCAGCCAGCAGGGCAGCGCACGGCCCCGGGCCAGCGUCCUCCCCGUCCGCUCGGGAGCUCCUGCCAGCCCGGGGUCCGACAGACACGCUGGGGGCGGGAAGACGAGGAACCGUGGCCGCCCACCCCCCACGCGGGCCCCUUCCCCGGCCCACCGCCAGUGGGGCUGGGUGGGGGUGGCGAGGGCUCCACGUUGUCAGCGCUCAGGAAUGUGCUCUGGGAGAAUGCUGAAGCCAUAAUCCCCAGCUAUUUCCCUUGGCCGACGCCCAGGUACUCAGCUGGCCCACUCCACAGCCGGCUCCAGCCCCACCGCUCGGCCGUGGGCGUCGGGAGGAGUCGCGUCAGGAGGGGCUGAAGGGUUUUACAGCAGUUUUGCUGUGGUUUCGUUUAUAUCUGUAAAUAACCUGUUGUAUAGACGAGAUGCAAAUAAAUACACACAAACUGGC